Molecule: messenger RNA, 2198 nt
Organism: Manihot esculenta (cassava)
Lineage: Eukaryota; Viridiplantae; Streptophyta; Magnoliopsida; Malpighiales; Euphorbiaceae
Product: two-component response regulator ARR11
Exons: 5
Coding region: 246-1994 (582 amino acids)
Biological process (GO): cytokinin-activated signaling pathway; phosphorelay signal transduction system
Molecular function (GO): DNA binding; DNA-binding transcription factor activity
Source: RefSeq, a predicted model, not a curated record
GCGCCGGUGCGCGCCACAGCCACACUAAUAUUCUUUUGCGCUUUCUUUCUUCUUCUUUCCGAUUCCAAUUCCUUUCACUUUCUCGCUCUUUCUUGUCUGACAACCCAAACAAACGAAUUCAAAACCUGCAAGCUCUCCUCAUUUGAAAUACCCUAUCUCUCUCUCUCCUCCAGUGUCUUUCUCUACUUCUUUCUGUAGGCCACUCUUUCCUUCGUUGUCUCUUUAUUCUUGAAUCUGUGCCGGCCAUGAUGGACAAUGGGUUCUCUUCCCCUCGACACGACCCUUUUCCUGCUGGUCUCCGUGUUCUUGUUGUCGAUGACGAUCUCACCUGGUUGAAAAUUCUUGAAAAGAUGCUCAAGAAGUGCUCUUACGAAGUGACGACUUGUGGUUUAGCAAUAGAUGCUCUGCACUUGCUUCGUGAGAGGAAAGAUCGAUAUGACAUCGUAAUCAGUGAUGUCAACAUGCCUGACAUGGAUGGUUUUAAACUUCUAGAACAUGUUGGACUGGAGAUGGAUCUACCUGUCAUUAUGAUGUCUGUUGAUGGAGAAACAAGUCAGGUUAUGAAAGGCGUUCAGCAUGGAGCCUGUGAUUAUCUUCUUAAGCCAAUACGAAUGAAAGAACUUCGAAACAUAUGGCAGCAUGUAUUGAGAAAGAAGAUCCACGAGGUAAGAGACAUUGAAAUUCUUGAAGGAAUGGAAAGUAUACAAAUGACUAGAAAUGGAUUAGAUCAGUCCAGUGAUGGUCACUUGCUUUGUGGAGAAGAUCUGACUUCUGUCAAGAAAAGAAAAGAGGCUGAAAACAAGCAUGACGACAAAGACCCUGGUGACAGUUCUUCCACAAAGAAAGCCAGAGUAGUUUGGUCAGUAGACCUCCAUCAGAAAUUUGUCAAAGCUGUAAAUCAGAUAGGAUUUGAUAUUGGUCCAAAGAAAAUCCUUGACUUGAUGAACGUGCCAUGGUUGACAAGGGAAAAUGUUGCAAGCCACUUGCAGAAAUACCGCCUCUAUUUGAGUAGAUUGCAGAAGGAAAAUGACACAAAAACUUCUGUUGGUGGGGGAAAGCAUUCAGACUCACCUUCAAGAGAUUCUGCUGGUAGUUUUGGUAUUCAGAACUCUAUCAACAUCCAACGGAAUGAUAUUUCAAACGGUAGCUAUGGAUUUUCAGGUAAUAGUUUAAUUGUCCGAAAUGUGGAGCCUAGAAGCCAGGAAAAUGAGCGAAAGGGAAUUGUUUCAAAGACUGCUGUGGAACCCAAAAGAGCUUUAGCUGUUGAAGUUCCUGAUCCUUGUAAGCCCAAGAGUUCAGAAAUGGAAUUUGGUCAUUCUUUUACAUCUCCAGCAUCAGAGGUAAACUUUGCAGAAUUUGGUUCAAACUUCCCAACUAAGUUUUCAUGGUGUGCAAUUCCACAAAGUCAACUGAAGCAAGAACAGAACCCACUCCAUUUAGAUGCUGGGUUUAGCCAGCGAACACGACCCGGAAAACAGCAGCACAUUCAAGUUGAUUAUCCACAACCAUCUCCACCCAUUAUUUCCGGAUCUUCUGUAACUGAAAGAAACAUGGAUGGCUCUGUUAAAAUUAAACCUAUAUAUGAUGAGUGCAGGAACAAUGGUAGCCAAGUGAGUUCAGCAAGGAGCACAAUGGACUCUUACCAGGUUCAAACCAAGACCUAUGAGGUGAAUCAUCAAGCUUAUGAGCCCAUUUCAACCAACACAUCAAGCCUGAAAAAUCAGGCUGCUUUCAAUCUGAGUAGCAUAUCAGACUUGGAAUCAGCCCAAAAGAGUAUAAAUUGGGCAAUGUCACCUUUGGCAACAUUGGAUGAUGAUUUUCAAGUCCGCUGGGUUCAAGGUGAUUGUUAUGCUAUGAAUCUUGGACUGCAGAACAUCGAGUUUCCAGAGUAUUUUGACGGGGGGCUCCUCGCUGAUGUUCCAACACACCUCUACGAGAAUCUCUAUGACUCAACAGAAUGUUCUGUAAUAGAGCAAGGUUUGUUUAUAGCAUAACCUUGCUCCACCACCUCCCAUGGAAUUUCAUCAUUGCCUAUUAUCUAAAGUAGAUCAUCGAUCUAUCCGAGGAAUGUUUAGAACUCCUAUGGAUUGGAAAAUUAUUUCCAUGACAGUCAUGCUCUUGGAUGUUGCAACAUGUAUAAUAGCGACGAUGUCAAACAUUUAGCAUAUAAUAAGCUUUGCUUCUUCAGGUUUCUCUAA